GCAGAGGCGACACAAACUUCGCUUUCACUUUUGCAGUCAUGCCAACGCAGGCUGCGGUCGGCGAAGCCGAAGUUCGCGUAGCGGGCGAGGCCGCGUGCGUUUAGUCCGCGUGACCUUCCGCCGUUGCGCCUGAGCCGUUUAAGCGCCCGAGGUGAGUUGGUUCCCGCUGCUGGAGAAAGGUGCGUUUUUAACGGGUUAGCGGAGCUAACGCCAAGCUAAUGUUAGGAAACGUCCCGCACAACCGCGUCUUCGGUUUCCUUGUGCCGUAGCGCCCCUCGAACGCUUCCGCCGGGCCGGUCGCCAAGUCUCUAGCAUUUUCUCACUGGCGCGGCAAGUCUGAGGCUUUUCCCAGAUGAAAUUGGGACUAAUGGAUAAUGGUAGCAAAAUGGAGGAGCUAGCUAACAGCUGGAGCAGAGAGGAGGCUGGAUUGAGGAUGGAUGGUGUCCCUUGCAGUUGGAGCGCCACAAGAGCACAAGAGUCUUUCAGCCGGUCCAAGCCAGCAUCGGACACCUUGUCCAGGCUUGCCAAACUGGUGGCACAGGCUGAACAUAAACAAGAUGGUCGCAACCAGAAACAGCACCCAGUCCACACACACUCGUGCUUUUGUCCAGAAUGUGGGCAGGGUUUCCCUGACAUAACAGAACUGUCCCACCAUCAAGAGGUAAAGCAUGCAUUACCUAAGCCCCACCAAUGCCUCUCCUGCGGAAAGGCGUUCUCCCUACUUUCUUCCUUACAGCUGCAUAAGUGUGUGCAUAAGUCCUCACCAUGUGAGUUAUGUCAAGGACAACAAAGGCUCAGUGCUCCAUGUCAUGCAUGUAUGGCUGGACCCUCAGACCCCCAGAGUCCACAGGACAAGACACCUCACCACCAGCCCCACCAUCUUGACAGGAGCCCUUACGCCUGCGCACCGUGUGGAAGAGGCUUCAGCCAAAAACAAGCUCUGUUGUACCAUCAGCAGGCUGGUUGUAGUGAACCACCAUCUCCACUGACAGUAGACGACGCUAGUAGCCCUCCAGCUGACUCCCCACCCCCUGUUUCUGAGGGGGGCUCCACCCACUCAGACUCCUCAGAUGCCCCAGGGCCCAGCGGAAAAGCAUCCAUAAGUUGCCCCUUGUGUUGUAGGACCUUUCGAACAGGGGCUGGACUCCACUGUCAUAAGCGUAAUGUCCAUGCAGAAGAGCUGCCGAUGACUCAAAGGGCACAGAAAACCAAAGGAGGAGGAGAUGUAGGUGGAGAGGGAGACAGAGAAAGGAAAUUUAAGGUGAAUGGGAAUCUGGCUGACAAGCGCAAAUCUAAACAGAAGUUGCUGAGCUGUCGCUCCUGUGACAUGGUUUUCAAGAGUACUGCCAAACUAUACCUGCACAGGAAAGAGAAACAUAGAAGGGAGAAGGAAAUGAGGAGAGAUACAAGGCCGGUCAUCACCAAGCGCAGGAAAGGGGAAACGUAUCCGUGUCUGGUCUGUGGCAGAGUCUUCCUACAUCAUUUGUCCCUCAUGGCACAUUCUAAACAGCAUGGAGCCUCAACCCUCACCGGCAUCCAGAAAGGGUGUCAGUCUGUAGGGAAUACUGCCAAAGACUCAAAAUUAACAGAAAAGAAACCAAAAAAACUAAAAAAUAGCCUAAUAGAAAAUAAGUUUGUUAGGGCUGGUCCAGGGAGGCCUGCCAGGAAAGUGGCCCAAUUAGAAGUGAAGUUUAACUCUCCAGAAAGACUCAGGGAAGUGCCUAAAGUGGAGGAGGACAUGGAUAGAGAGUUCCCAUGCCCAUCUUGUGCUGAGGUGUUUACACUGCAGUCGGAACUACGGGACCACGUGGAGCUCCACCAGUCCUCAGUAAGGAGGAGGCAGUGCAGUGUGUGUACCCAGGAAAUGGACUGCUCCAAAGGGCCAGGCUCUAAGAGACACAGGCUGUACCACUGUGUGCUCUGCCAGCAGGCUUUCUCAGUUCUGGACACUUUCCUAGAGCACUGCCAAGGCCACCUCCGAAUCAAGGUGGAGGAGGAAAGCAUCACUGAGGUCUAUAAUCAUCGUGGCAAAAAAAACUAAGAUUCAUUUUGAAUGUAAUCUGUCUUUUUUUUCCAAUUGCCGUAUUGCCUUGAAGGAACAGUGAGCAUUAUGAGUGGAUAGAAGUUCUGCAGUCUCAGUGUUUUUAAAAUGUCGUAUUCAGAUGAUGUCAAACCUUGGGGCAAUAGUAUUCAAAAAUAUUUUUUAGAUUUUUGUUUUCACUUUCUUGGAGUACCAGAUGCAUUUAUUUUAUUGCAUUCUGACUUUAAGGAUGUCGUGUAAGUCUUUUGCUUUAAGGUGUAAUUGGUUAAAUUUCUUUUGAUAGCAAUCAUGUAACCAUUAAAUCUCUGGCGCUCAUCGUGUUAUGCGUUGUAACAAAUCCCUCUCAUUUGGCUCAGUCAGCUAAAUAACAAAUAUCAAGUAUUCACAUAUACUUUUUUAUCCUAGAUGUGGGUGAAUCCAAAUUAAACUAUCAAUUAUGUGUACUUUGCAAAGGAGAGAGUAAAAAGUUUUUUUUUCUUACGACACCCAAGGUUUUCAAAGCUUGCUCUUGUUUCCAGAUUGAUGAGAAUUCGAAUAUAUGAUCUUGCAUUAGAUCCAGUAAACGUGCCUUUCACGUUGGUCUUCUACUUUUAGAUGUAUUAUCCACCUAUGCAAAUAGAAUUAGUAGAGUAAGUUGGGAGAACUGACAUCCUUCUAGUGAUUCUGUGUUGCUUGGUUAUUGUGCUACGGUGAAUGAACACGAUUUCUUUUUUUCUUUAUUCCUAUACAUGGUUUUCAGCUACUGUUAAAAAGCUACUGUGAAAAAUAUUUAAUAGUUUUUGAAAGCUUCUACUUUUGUAAAUUAGUUAAGUCCUUUACAGAAUAAAAAGGAUUCUCUUGAGAUUUUGUCCAAAUUUAUUUCCCAAACGUUGCAACUAGUACAAUUUAUUCAUUGUGCAUUUUCCAAAGACGCGUGUAUUUCCUGAGGGCUCCCAAGAAAACUGCCUUUCUGUGUGCUCUCUGCUUCUUCA
Molecule: messenger RNA, 3012 nt
Organism: Lampris incognitus (smalleye Pacific opah)
Lineage: Eukaryota; Metazoa; Chordata; Actinopteri; Lampriformes; Lampridae
Exons: 2
Coding region: 353-2041 (562 amino acids)
Biological process (GO): regulation of transcription by RNA polymerase II
Molecular function (GO): DNA-binding transcription factor activity; RNA polymerase II cis-regulatory region sequence-specific DNA binding
Source: RefSeq, a predicted model, not a curated record